Molecule: messenger RNA, 3942 nt
Organism: Drosophila eugracilis
Lineage: Eukaryota; Metazoa; Arthropoda; Insecta; Diptera; Drosophilidae
Gene: toy
Product: paired box protein Pax-6
Exons: 9
Coding region: 565-2199 (544 amino acids)
Biological process (GO): anatomical structure development; regulation of transcription by RNA polymerase II
Molecular function (GO): DNA-binding transcription factor activity, RNA polymerase II-specific; RNA polymerase II cis-regulatory region sequence-specific DNA binding
Source: RefSeq, a predicted model, not a curated record
UUCGCAUGAGAGCUCAUUAACGUUUCGCUUGGCUAAGUGCGCGCCUCGUCAUUUAAACCAGUUGGUAAAAAUUUUUGUUUGAAACUAAGACCGAUAGUUACGUCAAAUUAUUUGAUUAUUUCAAAUUCAAAAUAUUCUCAACUUAAAAAAUUAGGUCACCAUCCGUGGCGCUGCCGCCGGAGCUGCGGUCCGUAUUAUUGACGGAUAAUAUAGAGAGCAUUAUGUGAUUUAAUAACUAUGACACAUUAGUUGCAACACUCGGGCUAAUCGGGCGAAUCCAUAACCAAACGUCAAAAGUGAAAACAAACGGGAAACCCAGUAAAGUGAGGACAUUUUUAAAAUCUAUAAGACAGAAUAAAAGAAUUUACAAAAUAAAGUAAUAGUCCAGUUCUUGAUUUUUAUGUGAAGCUAAAAUAUUCCUUAAAAGCUAACAACGAAAUCUUCUAACAGAAUGACAAUGGCAAUAAUAUUGCUUGCAUUAUACCAAUUUUAAACAAUUAAAAAUACAUUUUUAAACACGCAAAAUACCAUCGAAGUACCCGAAGUCACAUUAACUUAUUAAUCAUGAUGCUAACAACUGAACAUAUAAUGCAUGGACAUCCACAUUCAUCGGUCGGCCAGAGUACUCUAUUUGGGUGCUCCACGGCGGGUCAUAGUGGAAUAAAUCAACUAGGCGGCGUUUAUGUGAAUGGCCGACCACUGCCUGAUUCAACGCGCCAAAAAAUAGUCGAGUUGGCUCAUUCGGGCGCCCGUCCUUGUGAUAUUUCGAGAAUUCUGCAAGUUUCCAACGGAUGCGUAAGCAAAAUUCUAGGCAGAUAUUAUGAAACGGGAUCAAUAAAGCCUCGCGCGAUUGGUGGUUCAAAGCCGCGAGUAGCUACAACCCCGGUCGUACAAAAAAUUGCUGAUUAUAAACGGGAAUGUCCCAGCAUAUUUGCGUGGGAAAUACGGGAUAGAUUGCUUUCCGAACAAGUUUGCAAUAGUGAUAACAUUCCAAGUGUUUCAUCAAUUAACCGAGUUUUGCGUAACCUGGCCUCACAGAAGGAGCAGCAAGCGCAGCAACAAAACGAAUCUGUAUACGAAAAGCUUCGCAUGUUCAAUGGGCAAACAGGCGGGUGGGCCUGGUAUCCGAGCAAUACAACGACUGCACAUUUGGCCCUACCGCCAACAACUUCGGUUGUCUCAGCUCCAACAAAUUUAUCAGGACAUGUGAAUCGAGACGAUGUUCAAAAAAGAGAUUUACAAUAUUCAGCAGACGUUUCACAUCCAAACUCUCACGAUAGUACAUCGGAUGGCAACUCUGAACAUAAUUCAUCUGGCGACGAAGACUCACAAAUGCGUUUGCGCCUGAAAAGGAAAUUGCAGAGGAAUCGGACUUCAUUUUCUAAUGAGCAAAUUGACAGUCUUGAAAAAGAAUUUGAACGAACACACUAUCCGGAUGUUUUUGCGCGAGAAAGACUUGCAGAUAAAAUUGGUUUGCCAGAGGCACGUAUUCAGGUAUGGUUCUCAAACAGAAGAGCUAAAUGGCGACGGGAAGAAAAAAUGCGAACUCAGAGACGGUCUGCCGAUAAUGUCGUGGAAGGCAGCGUUCGACCCAGCACAGCAAAUAAUCCAUCAGGAACAGCUGCACCUUCCUCCGUCACAACGUCCAAUAACUCGACACCAGGCAUUUCUAGCUCAGCUAUCAACGUGUCGGAUAGAGCAUCAUCGGUUCUAAUUAGCAGUAGCUUACCCGAUGCCCCAAAUGUACCAACUGUUCUGGGCGGAGACGCUAAUGCUGCGCAAUCAAACUCUGAAAGUCCACCACUUCAGGCAGUUGCACCGCGACUACCAUUAAACACCGGUUUCAACACCAUGUACUCGUCUAUCCCGCAGCCUAUAGCAACAAUGGCUGAAAAUUACAACUCAUCAUUAGGGUCGAUGACACCGUCAUGUCUACAGCAACGAGACACCUACCCUUACAUGUUUCACGAUCCCUUGUCACUAGGAUCUCCCUACGUACCACCUCACCACCGUAAUUCAGCUUGCAAUCCUGCAGCAGCGCACCAACAGCCACCACAGCAUGGUGUUUAUACCAAUAGUUCCCCCAUGGCAUCGUCAAACACAGGUGUUAUUUCUGCAGGCGUCUCGGUGCCUGUUCAGAUUUCAACGCAAAAUGUAUCUGACCUUACAGGAAGUAAUUACUGGCCACGACUUCAGUGAUCGUCAAUCUUCAAUUUUCCAUCAGAUCUUCUAUCAAAGGCUACAGCCGUUGCAGUCGCUGCUGCUCAUGCAGCUGAAGAAAAAAAUCAACAGAAAAAAUCGCAGUUAGUUGAUAAGAUGCAAACUACAAAUAGCCAAAAUAACCCACCUAGUUUGAAUAGUCAGACAUUGUGCUGUUCAUCAAAAUAUUUAAACUUAAAUGUAGGGCGGGGAAGGAUGUAAGUGUUGUCCCAGCGAAUGCUGCGAAGGUGUUAUAGUUCCCAUGUCACACCGUAUUGAAGGAGAAUUGGAAUCAUUUUAAGGUCCAAAAACAAUCUAUCAUCGAGGCUUACAAAUAAGUUAACAAGGAAAGAAGUCAAAACUCACUUUUUUGUAGUUUAAAAUAAAAAAAGAUCGAAGUUUAUUUUAAAUAAAAUUUAUUUGAGUCGAUUUGAUCUUAAUAAUUUGCCAAUUCCGCAUCUGCUGAGUUCUGCAAUAAUUGUGUUUUAUUUCUGAGAUAACAAGCAAAGAACGAUAUAACUUGUGUUUUUAAACAUUUAUAUAAAAAGUUUACCUAACCUAAAAACCUAUCUAAAAUAUUGCAAUUUAAAUUAAAAUGAUUUUUAUUAAAUUUAUACAACAGUUGUUUGAUUAUUAUUCUUCGUAGUUACAAUUUCAAAGAAUUCGGACAAGUAUGACUAGAUCGACUAUGCUUAUGUUCCUUAUCAAUGUGGAAAAUAGUCCAAAAAAUAUUCAAGUGCACGUUUUUACCCAGGUCAAUUCCUAGAAGCAUAUGGAGAUCAUAUAAUGAGAAUAAUCUAAAGCUUUCUAAACAAUAUGUCAAAAAAUAAUAGAAGCGGUUACGGACAAUCUUAUAUAUAAAUUUAUUUAUUUUUAAAUAGUUUCAGUUAUGUUUAGUUUAUAUAUACAAUUCAAUUAAACUUGAUCCGUAAAAAUAUACUAUUUAAAAUGUAUAAACAUAAAAAAUUUUGAAGUAUAAGUACAAAUAUAGCUUUUUACCUUAUAACGAAACUUUUUACAAAAAUCAUAUAUUAUUUGACAAGAAUCUUCUUCGGUAUGCCGAUGUUUUUAUACUCUUGCAGUUGUUAAAAAAAUGAUCUUGUCAAUAUACUUUUAAUAUUUUUGAAGUAUGAAAUGAACCAUUAAGUUAUCCAGAAGAGUCCCUGCUUAUCUAAUAGAGAAUAAACUUACUUAAGUAAUACAUUCUUACCUAAAUUUAUAUCCUGCAAGUGUGUAAAAAAUUGCACAUAACGAAUUCAAAUUACAAAUGCAUGCACUUAAAUCUAUUUACCUACAUUGGACAUAUAUUUGACACAAUAUAUUAGCUAUUAAGCAAUGUUUCCAGUUUUAUCGCAUUUCUUUAUGGAAAUUCGUAUAGCUAAAUUACUUUGAAAAUAAAAAGGAAAUUACUCAACGUUACGAUUUUCAGUAAAUGAUUAAGAACAUAUAAUAGUCAUGGUCGUCAUGUAAAUUUCAAUAUUUUUUAAAAAUGUAUUAUUUAAAUAUAACAUAAAAUCGAAGAGAAGUGCAACGAACUUGAUUCCAAUUAAGGAUAUACGCGAACAUCUCAUCCUCAUAAACAAACCUCCCCGAAAAAGCCUUCAGGUUUUUAUAAGAAAAGUCGAAUAUAGAUUACGUAUGGUUCAAAUUUAAAUGUAGAAAAAAUUAAUGUAACAUUAACGAUUAUACAAAUACUGAUACUGAUACUCUUAAAAAUGUUUAAUAAAAUCGUACAUCAAUGUA